UUCCUCAAUACCAAACGCCAUGAGUACCGUGUUAUUUCUGCUGUUUUUCUUCACAACAAGCGCCUUCGCGCCGCCUUCCUACGCAUUUCAUAUUGGAAGAUUUUUUGGGGCAUCCGGUAUGGUAUCAGGCAGGGCUCUGUCCGACGUACAGCCAUCCGAUAUAACCUACUUGUUCUACAACCGCGAAAACACCGAAGGGACCCUGGUUGCCUAUGACGAGGCGCAGGUGCUAGAAUCGAAAGCCAACUUCAACCCGGACCUGAAGACCUACUUCUUAAUUCACGGCUGGAUUGAUGACUGCAGAACCGGACAACUUCAAGUUCAGACCCUCGAAGCGCUUCUCAAGUAUCACGAUGUGAAUGUCGUUAGUGUAUGCUGGGAAAAAUGGUCCAACGGAGACUACCUAUCGGCUGCUGGUAGCGUCAAAGCGGUCGGUCAGCUCGUAGGCGAUUUCAUCCUCGACGCGACUUCAAAUGACAGAUAUUCGUCAUCCGACAUUACCAUAGUGGGUCAUAGUUUGGGAGCCCAUGUCGCGGGAGCGGCAGGGUCUCGCACCAACGGGUCCCUUGGCUAUAUUGUAGGUUUAGAUCCCGCGGGGCCCCUUUUUUUCGAAGACAACCCAGACGGGAGACUCGAUCCUACUGACGCGCAGUACGUCGAAGCCAUCCACACCAACGCUGGCCUAAGUGGAGUCACUUUCGAUGUGGGUCACGCGGAUUUCUGGCCCAACGGCGGAAGUCUUCAGGAAGGGUGUUUCAUAUUACUACCGGUCUGCAGUCACAUGAGGGUUAUUGACUUAUACGCAGAGUCCGUCGGGCAGGAAGAUGGAUUUGUCAGCCAGCUUUGCGAAACUUACGACGAUUACAACAACGGGAAUUGUCGGGAUAAUUCAGAGGCUCUCAUGGGCGGCUUUGAUUUGGAUACAAGGAUUAAAGGACACUAUUACCUGUCAACCAACAGUAACUCGCCAUACGCACGCGGAAAACAGCAAAGUAAAGUAAUCGCAAAUAUGAAAUAAAAAUAAACACUCUAUCUCAAAGCUGAACCAACCGACUAAUUAAGCUUCUAAGGUACUCUCACCCGGCAAAAAUAAAGCGGUUAUUCAUUUUCUACUCGCGGAUUUUCACAGACUAAAACAAAUUUUAAACUGCAAUUUAUCACGGGGGAAGCUCGCGGGUUGAAUAUACUUUUCAACUGAGCUAACCGAACUAAAAGAGAUAUAUUCUACUAGUAUGUAAGUAAUAAUUCAUCAUGAGUCUAGCUUUUAUUAGAAAACUUUCAGCGGUAAACUGCGUAAUCAAACUCCUCGACAUGUUUGAACUACAUUUGUGUUAUUUUUUUGUUGGAAACUUUGAAAAAUAUAUGCUAAAGUAUAAGAUGUGAUUUUAAUAG
Cylas formicarius (sweet potato weevil) is the source of this 1392-nucleotide messenger RNA. Its product is annotated as pancreatic triacylglycerol lipase-like. The transcript is spliced from 3 exons. Bases 20 to 1018 code for a protein of 332 amino acids. The record is from RefSeq and is a predicted model, not a curated record. NCBI's taxonomy places the organism in Eukaryota, Metazoa, Arthropoda, Insecta, Coleoptera, Brentidae. Gene Ontology annotation, biological process: lipid metabolic process. Gene Ontology annotation, molecular function: lipase activity.